CUUUUUGUGAUUUUGUCCUUGUUUCUUCGCAGCCCAUAUCGUCUUUCUUUCUUUCUUCUUUGAUAGUCUAUUUCAUUUGUUAUAUAAUUGAUUGAUUAAUGUCUUCUUCUUCUUCUUCUUCUUCUUCUUCUUCUUCUUCUGGCAACAGUGGGAAUGGUAAUGGAGGUGUUUAUGGUGGAGAAUACGAAGGGCCGUCAAGGUCCCGUCCACGUGCCAAUAACGAGGCCUGGCCUGAGCAUUUUGUGGAGGCUCUUGCUGCCCAGGUCGCUAUUGAUGCUUCUCGCAUUUUUGGCCGCCUCGCCGCAGCUCAAGCUAUUGUCAAUGUGUUUCAGGUCUGUCGCACGUGGAGAGCCGUCUCCAGCUCCGAUCUCCUCUGGCACCGUCUCUCUCGCCGUAUCUGGGGCCGCACUCACCUCCUACAUGACACGUGGCAUCAGGAGUACAUUUACCGCCAUCGGACGGCUGGGAACUUCCGCAACCGAAUAACAACCCAUUUUACUCUUCACUACGAUCCUGCUGAUGUCGACGAUCCCGACGAUCCAGAUGCCCACACGUGCCGCUGCCUUGCUCUUUCUGAUCACUAUCUAGCCUGUGGCUUCGCCGACGGUGCCGUCCGCCUGUUCGACCUCCACACGCGUCUGCAUUCGCGCACCUUCCGCCCCGAGCCCCGCGACCGCCUGGGCCGCUUCUCCCGCGCUGUCUCGGGCAUCAUCAUAAACGACGCGCGCUUGAUUUUUGCUACAUUAGAUGGUGACAUACACGUGGCAAUUAUAAACAACAAUGCAGCCCCACGUAGGGUCCACUUUGGUGAGGUGGUGACUGACGGACCAUUACUGGACUUCACGGGGCGUGGGCAAUGGUGGGUAGGCCUCCACGCUGGAGUUCCGGGCCGGGCCUUUCACAUAUGGGAUGGCAACACCGAACAACUCACCUUCGUUGGCGGUGCGCUGACGGAUCCAAACUCAGUACUUGCCUGGCACACAUUAGCCGAGUUAACCGAGUUAGUAGGGCGAGUCAGGGUUACGAACCAUGAAUCGGCGGUGGCAUGCACGAGUCAGAGAUUGAUGGUAUUUGAUCUGAGGAACCAAGGGGUAAUAUUGCAUCAGGAGGAGCCCAAUAGAGGAAUCAUAGUGAGCUGUUUCGAUGUGUGGAACGAUGCGUUUGUGGUGGUGAAUAACAGAGGCAUGGGUAUCGUGCGCAGGGUGAGCACAUUACAGGAGGUGUGCAGGUUCAACGUGAGGCUACAGAGGGGGUUGAUAGGGUGCAUUAACGGAGGUUACGCACUAAUAUGCGCGGGGGGUGUAAUUAGGGUAUGGGAAAUAGAGCAGCGUGGAGGAGAGUUAUUACGGGAGUAUUUGUAUAGCUUGAGAGAGAGAAUAGGAGAGGUCAACGCCCUGGUGGCAGACGAUAGACACGUGGCAGCAUCAUCAGGUGAUGGGUCAAUACACUUAUGGGAUUUUGGGGCACAGUGGUAAGAGUAGGACUAGGACCCGAGGGAAGGGUAGGGGGCGUAGGGUAGCGAGUAUUAGCUAGUUGGGAUGCUGACGCAUAAGGCUAGAGUUGGUAAUAGGGACUAAUAACUGACUUUAGGUUUUGAGAGGGAGAGGGGGAUGUGGAUGGGCGUGUGUGUGUGAUACGCAGUUUUGGGGACUUUUUAGGUUUGACCCUAUUGAGUAGGAUGUUCCUUCCCUGUUACAGUCUCUCUCUCUCUCUCUCUCUGUUUGUCUCUAUGUUCAAGUAUGGUGAUUUGUAGUUGUAAUGCAAGGGACUGGGAUGUCUUCGAGCUGUUCCUUUCAUUGUACUUUAAUUAAUUUCUAAUUGUGACCUUUUGAAUUGGACAGGGGUAGGCAUUUUGAAAUUUGCAGUACAAUUUGAUCCACAUGUUUUGUAUUCUUUCUCUUUCUUAUGAAAAUUUUAUGCUUUUGACCAA
Messenger RNA from Hevea brasiliensis (rubber tree), 1930 nucleotides. RefSeq names its product transcriptional regulator STERILE APETALA. NCBI's taxonomy places the organism in Eukaryota, Viridiplantae, Streptophyta, Magnoliopsida, Malpighiales, Euphorbiaceae. Gene Ontology annotation, cellular component: preribosome, large subunit precursor. The coding region runs from base 99 to 1475 and encodes 458 amino acids. The record is from RefSeq and is a predicted model, not a curated record. The transcript has 2 exons. Gene Ontology annotation, molecular function: protein binding.